Trametes versicolor FP-101664 SS1 is the source of this 1923-nucleotide messenger RNA. RefSeq lists its product as uncharacterized. The transcript is spliced from 7 exons. Lineage: Eukaryota; Fungi; Basidiomycota; Agaricomycetes; Polyporales; Polyporaceae. The coding region runs from base 1 to 1923 and encodes 640 amino acids. The record is from RefSeq and is a predicted model, not a curated record.
AUGUCUACACUCGCUCGCCAGUUCAACGCCAACGGCCACGACGGCGCCUUCCAACUCCCCGCCGAAGAUGAAAGCAUGCACACAUGGCCCUCGGUAUCCGAAAGUUUUCUCAUGGCCCAGCUAGAAGAAGAGGACGAUGACGUCGACCUCUACUACUUCAGCGCCGACUCGGAUUCAUCGAUGAGUAGUAUUCCUGGAGAGGCAUCAUCUGUGCAAGACAUCGAGGUUGAAGAAGAGAUGAUGCCUGGCGGCUGGCCGGCCGCUACGGCGAGUAGGAUCUCUUCUCCCACUCCCUGGAAGCCAUCCCGUGUUCGUCCACAGUCCAUCAUAGUGGAUGGCCUGCGGAUCACGGUGACCCUGCCUGAGGACGAGUCGUACGACUGCGAUGAUGGUCAUUAUCUGGUGGGGAGCGACUCCGCUGCUUCGUUCUUCACAGCAUCAGAGAGCGUCAUGGACAUCCAGCUCCUCUCUGCUUCCCCGACAAAUGACUUCCUCUACGUCCCGGCCCCGGUCUUGGCUCCAUCGCCCUCGGUCCUGUUCAUCCUCGAGGAAUUCGCCUGCUCCCCGCCCCUUCCAACGCUGUCAUUCGACGACGACGGCGAGGCGAACCUGUGGGCAAUGUCGAGGUCCCCUUCUUCGGUCGGGUUGCUCACGCCCCCCGAGAACGACCUCCUGGCCCCUGGCAUCGUACCGAGUCCCGAGUUCGCAUCCAACUUCGCUCAGGCCGGAUUCCCGGAGCUCGUAUGUCAUUCACUCCUGGCGCCUAUCUCUCCUUCUCCGUCGCACUAUCCUUGGUUUGAUUCGCUCCUCGAUCAAUACCUGCCCGACGACGAGUUCGCCGGCGCCGGACUACAGGAUGAGCCUUAUCCCCAGACAUACCCGUUCUAUAACGCGUCUACGCAAGUUCGUGAUGAAGACGUACCCGUUCACAACACCUUCGUCACCUCCGAUCCACAAGAGUCUCCUCGCGUAUCAUUCGAGGAUCUCUGGCAUUGCGCACGAGCUGGUACCUUCACCGAAACCCUACCCACGUCUGGCCCCCGCGCGUGCGGGCCGGCGCUGGAAGUGGAUUUCGGUGAAGCAUGUACCAUGAUCUGCGCUACAGCCUCAACGUAUGAGAUGGACGAUCUCCUGGGGCUCUAUGCUCCUUCUGAGCCUGAGCCCAUGGGUGUACGUGCUCCCGCAUUCCUUGCGGAGGAGGCUCUACUGUUUGGCGAAGAUGAGGAGUACUACCGUACCCCUUCUGCCAUCGAUCUCACCGGCGCCGGACCCCACCCAGACGAGAGGCUGGCGAAGGCGGCGCGGGAGACCUUUUGGCAGAUGUGGACACGGCGGAGCGACGAAGACCUCGCUUUGUUCUUCAAGUGCAGUGACGACACUCCAUCCGGCCUCCACAUCUUCGUUGAGGGGGACGCACAUCGCACCCCUCUUCCCGGCAGCAAAAAUGAUAGUAGCUUGAUCCAGUCAACAUCACAGUCAGUCUCGACAACAUGUGACGACGCGGGGCGCCAUGCCUGCCUCGUCCGGCUCGGCUCAUUGCGAGCCACCUCUUCGACGGUCAUCUCCGACAUCAAGAUUGUCCGGCCUGUCGACAUUCGUUCAUCGCCCAUCCUUCAGUGUCUGAUUUUCUCUAAGCUUCGCAUGAUUGCAAGCGUGCGGCGUUUAGAGCAAGACCGGAUGCGACCGCUGUCCACUCCGGCGUGCCAACCUCGCUCGGACGGCUCGUUCAUCGUUCAUCAUCGCAUCGAUUUCUCCCAACGGGCACACGGAUGCAAACGUGUUGUUCUUGGGGUAGAUCGAUGCCCGGGCUUCUCUUCUCAAUGCAUGGGGAAGACGAGCCUGUUCUUUGGCAAGCUGGCAGCCACCACCGCUGCUCUCAAAAUGGACGAUCUUUGUAUCCUCCGGCUGACUCUGAUCGUCUAG